Molecule: messenger RNA, 1501 nt
Organism: Ceraceosorus guamensis
Lineage: Eukaryota; Fungi; Basidiomycota; Exobasidiomycetes; Ceraceosorales; Ceraceosoraceae
Exons: 2
Coding region: 33-1052 (339 amino acids)
Source: RefSeq, a predicted model, not a curated record
UCGAGCCCACGCGUAACCCGCACGCAGGCCCCAUGGCAGCCUCAGCAUCAGCAUCAGCAGCCAUCAUCUUCAACGUCCUGCUAAGAUCUCUGCGCACACAACGAAUUGCGAAUUCGGCAUACAAGGCUGUAGCGAAGCAAGCGCAAGACAGAUGCAGAAUUAGCCGCGCUGUUGGCGACGACGAUACGGUCAUGCUGCUACUGCUAGAUUGGGACGAGACGUUGACAUGCCACGAUACGCUCUCCCUCAUCGCACCACCCGAAGGCUCUCAACCGCACGGCGCAGCAUUUUCGACCUACUCUUCCGCCUACUCUGCGGAUCUCGCAGCAUACAAAUCGCAGCAUGCCGAGCCGUGCACGUUGGACGAGCAGCUGAAGUGGCUGGACGGUCUGGAUGAGGUGGAGCUGAAGAGUCAAGAGAGGAUCGAACAGGGUGGACUGUUUAGAGGCGCACUGGAGUCUGAUCUGCUGCAAAGAGCAACUCGGGUGCAGCUUAGAAGAGGUGUGGAUAAGCUAGCGCAAUGGGCGCAGAGCGACGGACACGAGUCAGAGGUGCACAUCAUCAGCGUAGGAUGGUCAGCCCGCUUCAUCGAAGGCAGCCUAAAACACCACCUCUCCUGGGUGCCCAAUAGCAUCCACGCCAACGAAGUCGAGCUAAACUCUCAAGGCAUAGGCACUGGUCGGCUCACCAAAUCGGCCUCCGUCACCUCCUCAUCCGGCGGUAUUCGAACAUCGACGCACAAAGCAGCCGAAGCGGCCUCGAUCGAUUUGCAAGCUCGCAAAGAGAGGGCUUUGAAAGGAUUGACGGUGUAUGCUGGGGAUAGCGGUACGGAUCUGAAUGCCCUUUUGAGUGCGGAUCUGGGCAUCGUCAUGGGAGAGGCAAAGGGACUCAAGGAGAUAUUGAACAGGAUUGAGCAGCCGGAUUGGUUGAUUGAGAUGAACGCGUGGUUGGAGGAGAGGAGGAGUGGGAGGAGACGAGCUAGAGAUCAUACACUCGUCAGAGUCGACGAUUGGCUGGAGGCGGUGCAAGUGCUUCAAGAGCUGCAUCAAUAGCAAUCGAGAAUUCCAUUCACGAAUUGUAAGAGAAUGGAUCGUCGAGUGUAUGAUGUCACGACUAAAAAUGCAUGGAGGGAGACUGCAGCGAAUUUGGAAAAGGGGUAUGCUGAAGGCUCUGUCCUUGUAAUCUUGAGCAGCGCCAUCGAAAAGCUAUUGCGGCAUUGGGAGCAAAUGUACAUCGAGGCUUUGGGAUUCGACGCAUUGACCAGCAAAGCACGAAGGCGCGAUCUGUCAUCGAACCCCACCCAAGCCUCGUCGUCGUUCUUCCAAAAACGGAGAAAACUUGAUCACCGCUCGAGUAUGACGGCCGGGAAGAUCAUUGACCAGUAUGGAAAUGCAACCUCCCAAGGGAAGUCCGCAUUCCCGGUCCCGAUCCAUCCCACCUGUAGAGGAAGGAUACGUACAUCAACACCCGGUGCUUUUUGAUCGAGCGGGUUCCAUCUCCU